AUGACUUCCACAACACAAAGCCAGAUGCUUCACAAGAAGCUAUGCCCUGGUGACUGCUCGACUCAAAGGCAAGAAGAGUUGAAAAGAGAACAAAUCCCAACUUUAGGUUCCUGGUUUCUUGCAGAAAAGUGCACGCAAGAUUGGAUAAAUUGUCACCCACUGUUAUGGGCAUACGGUCCUUCUGCAACCGGGAAAACAUUCAUUAGUUCCCUCUUAGUCGAGCACAUUCGGUCAGCUCCAAGCGUUGCAAGUCAAAACAUAGCGACAGCGGUGUUCUAUUUUCAGAGCCACCUCGACAGACAGCACAAUGUUGCCGAUUUUGGUUAUGCAUUAUCUUCUAUUGCUAGGCAGCUUGUUGCACAGUUGUCCGAAUAUGCGCUCAAAGCUCUUCUACUCGAGAAAGAACUCACUGCCUGGGGCAUUGAUCCUGAAUUGCUAAGAAGAAUCAUUUCAUCAUUCGAGUCUAUUUUUAUUAUUUUUGAUGGUGUUGAUACCUCUGCCAGGGCAUUUCAGGAUUUGCUUGUGGAUAUUUUCAAGCUACCCACGGAGCAAUUGAAUUUACACAUAUUCAUAACAAGCCGAUACCCACCGCCUCGUUUCCUCAUUGAUCAAUUUCAAGCGUCCGCCGCGGAAAUACGGGCUCCGGAUGAGGACUUGACAAAAUACAUUUUGCAAGGAACUGAGGGCAUAGUGGCGCCUGAGCAACAGCAAGAAUUUUCCGACGCUGUUUCUAAUCUUGCUAAACUGCUAGAUGGCUGCUAUCCCCCUUCAAUCUCACAACUUUUUCUCCUGCAUGAAGAGGCUGCACCGCUAGAUAUAUUGGCUGAAUUAGUAGAUGCUUUUACAAUAACACCAGCGUCAGCUAAAGUUGAGAUUCUUUGUGAGUUUGCGAUUAUCCAGAUUAAAAAGUCAAGGCAUGGACGGCUACUUUACAUGGUGUACAAACUCGUUGCCAAAAUAGAGCAAUUCGGGUAUACCCCUACGAGACAUAUAAUUGGGGAGAUGCUAGAGGCUCUUGCCAUUCAGAGUGAAUUUGAACAAUCGUAUUCAAUGGAUAAAGGCCAGGAGCAUGCAGCAUUUAUAAUGUUUAGCGGCAGGGGUCAGAUAUUGCGGAGUCAGUCUCCUCUUCUUAGAGAUCAUUUGGCGAAAGAGAAGUCUCGUGAAUUUGAAGAGGAAUUAUUUCAGGCUUCCCUGCGUUACCUGUCUCUAAAAGAAUUUUCUGGUGGUCCUUGUCCAUCUUCAAUGAGCUUGAAAGAAAGAUUUCAGAGACACCCUUUUCUACCGUAUGCGGCGCGCAUAUUUUCAACUUCUGCUUCGAGAUUUCGAAACCUACCAAACAGCAUCGAAUUAUUUACCAACUUUUCAUCCUGCCAUGGUUCAGUAGAAUCAUACCUACAAGCAAGGAGUGCCUGGCCGUAUCUAGUUGAUGCGACUUACGAUGAGCUUGAAGACGCUGAGGAGCGAUGGAGGUUCUACCCGCUUGGCUAUAGACCACUUCAUUUGGCUUGUGAUAUAAUAGGUGGAAAAUAUUUGAUUGAGGCACUGCUACACCGGGGGGAAGAUAUACAAGCCCGCACAGAGAAUGGACAGACAGCACUACAUCUUGCUGCGGAAAUCGAAAGCGAUUCAAACACACUCGCUGCUCUUCUCGAGAAUGGCGCUGAUGUUUCUGCUACUGAUAAUGACGGAGAAACGCCGUUGUCUAUGGCGGUUGUUCAUGGGUGCCUCGAUUCCGUGAAACUGCUUCUUCAAUAUGGCGCUGAUAUCGGCACUAUUCACUGUAACGUUCUUCUCGAGUGUACCCAAGAGCGUCCCGAAAUUGCUGAGUACCUGAAUAUUAGGGGACUUCUAUCUAAAAUAUGUGUUUAA
Messenger RNA from Talaromyces rugulosus, 1869 nucleotides. RefSeq lists its product as uncharacterized. Lineage: Eukaryota; Fungi; Ascomycota; Eurotiomycetes; Eurotiales; Trichocomaceae. Bases 1 to 1869 code for a protein of 622 amino acids. Gene Ontology annotation, molecular function: protein binding. The record is from RefSeq and is a predicted model, not a curated record. The transcript is spliced from 3 exons.